AUGAAAAUAAAAAACUAUAAAUCUAGAAAUAAAAUAAAAAAUAAGAAAAAGUAAAUUAAUAAAACAUAAUUAAAUAUCAGAUUAGCAGGAAAAGUUAUCAAAAGCAUAAACAUUAAUGUAUAUAUAAUACAAUAAUAUCAAAUUAAAUAAAGAAAGCAAUAAUUAUAUGAUUUAUUAAAUUAAGCAUUAAAAAACUUGAUGAAUUAGAAAAUUCAUAAGAAAUUUAAUCAUUGGCAAAAACAUUUGAUUCUUUAUCAUUUUUGUAUACAUCAAAAGUAGAAAGCAUAUGUUUGUGCAAAGAUCGUUUUUUUUUCUUUUUUUGAUAAAUGCUUGGUAUUUUUAAGGGAAUGGAUUAGUCAUUAUAAACUAAAAACAGAUUAUCCUAAAAAUUCAGAAAGUCAACAAAGUUUUCAUUUAUUAACUAAACUUAGAAUGAGAAAAAGAUAUUGA
Paramecium primaurelia is the source of this 450-nucleotide messenger RNA. NCBI's taxonomy places the organism in Eukaryota, Ciliophora, Oligohymenophorea, Peniculida, Parameciidae. The record is from the annotation of a GenBank genome assembly.